GUUUUGCUCAUAAAUGUCCCAAAUAUAACCAAUGGCUUUUCAAACUUGGGGGAUACACCAAAAAAAGCAUGAACUCGUUUCUCUCAUCUCAAAAGCUCAAGACUUGCUGCUAUUCAUCUCACUCUGCCCUUCACAUCUCUGCCGACUUAGCUGCUCUGCUACAAGGUCGUAUCUCCCACUCUCAUCUCCUUCAAAUCCAUGCCCAAAUCUUUGUUCUUGGUGCUCACCACAACGACUUGAUAGCCACUCGUCUCAUUGGCCACUACCCAUCUCACAUUGCUCUCCGUGUCUUUCAUGGCCUCCGAAAACCCAAUGUGUUCCCUUUCAACGCCAUCAUCAGGGUCUACUCCGAACAGGGUCUCUUCUCCAAUGCCUUCUCCCUCUUCAAAACCCUGAAACAGAGCUCCCCUUCGCCCAAUGACUUCACCUUCUCUUUCCUUCUCAAGUCGUGUAGCUUUCGUUGCGGGGAUUCUGUUUAUGUCAAGCAAAUUCACACCCAUGUUGUGAAGAUGGGCUUUCUUCGCAACGAGUUCGUCUGUAAUGGCCUGCUUGCUGUGUAUGCUAAGGGACUCAGGGAUUUGGGUUCUGCACGCCAGGUGUUUGAUGAAAUGCCUGACAAGGGCGUGGUUUGCUGUUGGACGUCUUUAAUUGCGGGUUAUGCUCAGUCAGGGAAGGCUGAGGAAGCUUUGCGGUUAUUCGUGGUGAUGGUUGAGGGAAAUUUGCGGCCGGAGGAUGAUACAAUGGUCAGUGUUUUAUCAGCUUGUUCGAAUCUUGACAUGUCAAAGAUUGAGAAAUGGGUUUUGAUUCUGUCCCGAGUUUUCGACAAUGUGGAUUCUAAGAAUGUUGGUUCGGACUCCGUUAACGCUGUACUGGUAUAUCUGUAUGGGAAAUGGGGGGAAAUAGAGAAGAGCAGGGAAACAUUUGAUGGAAUUUCUGACAGUGGGAAGCGAAGUGUGCUGCCUUGGAAUGCUAUUAUCGGUGCAUAUGUUCAGAAUGGUUUUCCUGUGGAGUCUUUAAGUGUUUUCCGUGUAAUGGUGGGAGAUCCCACUCGUAAACCUAACCAUGUUACUAUGGUCAGUGUGCUUUCAGCUUGUGCUCAAGUUGGCGAUUUAGAGCUUGGUAGGUGGGUUCAUGAAUACUUGAAAUCUAAAGGAAAUAGAGGUGUGAUUGGAUCAAACAGAAUUCUAGCCACUGCAUUGAUUGACAUGUAUUCCAAAUGUGGGAGUUUGGAGAAGGCAAAAGAGGUUUUUCAUCAGAUGGUGUCGAAAGACAUUGUUUCAUUCAAUGCUAUGAUCAUGGGUCUUGCAGUUAACAGUGAAGGAGAGGAAGCCCUCAGGCUAUUCUCAAAAAUCCAAGAUUUUGGUUUACAACCCAAUGCUGGUACCUUCCUUGGUGCUUUAUGUGCAUGCAACCACUCAGGUUUUUCAGAGGAAGGGCGUCAAAUAUUCAAGGAUAUGACCUCAGGCUUUUCUAUUGCACCUAAAUUAGAACAUUAUGCCUGCUAUAUUGAUCUCCUUGCCCGAGUAGGCCUAGUUGAAGAAGCUCUCGAGGUUGUAACUUCCAUGCCUUUUGAGCCUAACAGUAUUGUGUGGGGUGCUCUGCUUGGAGGUUGCCUGCUCCACUCUAGAUUAGACUAUGCUGAAUAUGUUUCCCGUAAACUUGUUCAAUCUGACCCCAACAAUACCGGGGGUUAUGUCAUGCUGGCUAACGCAUUUGCGUCUGAUCAUCGAUGGGGUGAUGUCUCUUCUCUGAGGCGGUUUAUGAGGGAAAAGGGAGUGACCAAGCAGCCUGGCUGUAGUUGGAUCAGCAUUAAUGGUGUUGUGCAUGAAUUUCUUGUUGGAUGCUCGUCACAUUCUCAAAGUGAAAGUAUAAGUAGCAUACUAAAUGGAUUGGUGAAACAAAUGAAGAUAGCAAUUGACAUACUAUGAGACAUUUAUGUUAAAAGUAUACAUCAACGAAUGCUGAAUAUAGGGCUUUGCCUAGAACACAGUUUUGACAUUUGCAAAGAAAAAGAAUUGAAAAAUAAACAUCAAAAACAUCAGAUGUUGACUUACAAGGAUGUCGCUUAAAAGUGCAAAUAUAUUCAAAGUCUCCUCAAAAGAUGAGUUUCACCCAAAGCUGGAGUAGUUACUGAAUGCCCAUUGGAGAAUCUGGGGAUUCGAGGCCUGGGUAAAGUGUGUCCUGAGGUUCAAAAUAUAUUCUCCAUUUCCAUGCUCAUUUAUCUUGUAUCAAAAGGUAUGCACUAGCAUAUAUGGAAUCUUCCACUGUAGGAAAAGUAGGAAGUGAUGUCCAAGUGAAGGUGAGAGUAAAUUUACCAGAAUCUUCCCUUUUGGUUGUGAAAUUUUCUUCUGCAUUGUUUAGAAGCUCAAAAUUUCCCAAUACAAACCAAACUCCUUUAUUAUGAUUGAUAGAACCUUUUGACAGAUCUGAAUUCUGAGAUAUCAUAUAAUUUCAAGCAAAAGGGUUCAAAUCUGUUGUGUCAUGUCCUGCUUGCCAAUGAUGCAAUGAUGGUUCAUGUUUUUAUGAUAAUGCAGGUGAAGUCUCGGAGGGUGCCUACUGAGCUGCCACAUUGCUGAAUUUCAAUGAGUGGCGGAGUCGGCUAUGGCAAAGGAAGUCAUAGGAGAAGAGUCCGGGAAAGACCGAGAGUUUGGGGUCAAUCAUUCUGAAAAAUUUCUGAUGAUCAGUUCUACAAGUUUUUCAGAAAAAUGACAUAAGGAAAAGUGGAAAGUAAAGGCUCUAUGAUGCGAUCAAAGCCUGGUUCCUAAAGAGUUGAACGUAUUACGCAAUAGGGCAACUUGCAUUGGAUCUUAUUCAUGUAAUUAAUACUUUUAAUAUUUGAAUCAGAUGCUUUGUUUGUGUUUCAAGGGCGUCUCACAUCUUCUUUUUCCGUUUCUUGAAGAAAUUCCAUGAUGUCAAAAGGAAAAAUGCUGAACUUCAAAUGCAAUACUUGUAGGGGAAGAAAAGAAUGAUUUGCUGGACCAUUUGAGAUCACUACAACGAGAAAAGGUAUGUGGAGCUCCCGCAUAGUGUAUUCAUGUGAAUUGAAAGCAUACACCCAAGGGACAUGGUGCCUAAACCCCGUGGGAAGAGUAUUAUAGUCCUCGAGAAGUACAUCUCCAAUGAUAUCAGGACUCUCCCAACCACAUGUACUCCUCAUCAACACCACUAACAAGUGGGUCGUGACAUGUUGGAGAUGGUGCGUUCUGAUUCCUCUCUUAAUGAAAUACCAAUAGCAAUACCAACAAAGAAAGCCAGUAGUCAGUAUUUCCAAACGACCUUUUGAAUUCACUCACUCACUUCACACCAAAGAAA
Rosa rugosa (rugosa rose) is the source of this 3312-nucleotide messenger RNA. RefSeq names its product pentatricopeptide repeat-containing protein At3g12770-like. Bases 69 to 1928 code for a protein of 619 amino acids. The record is from RefSeq and is a predicted model, not a curated record. Gene Ontology annotation, biological process: RNA modification. The transcript has 6 exons. Gene Ontology annotation, molecular function: protein binding; RNA binding. Lineage: Eukaryota; Viridiplantae; Streptophyta; Magnoliopsida; Rosales; Rosaceae.